CAGUGUACGUCCGCCAGUCGUCCAGCGCAAGACUACGCCGCCGCCUGCCUGUUCUCCCCCGCUUACUAUACACACACUCACCGCAUAUAUAUAUAUAUAUAUACCAUCGUGCGCGCACUCCCUCGCUCACUCGAUCCCUCACAGUCGUCACUCGCUCACUCGCACACGCGCGCGCAACACGCCCGGCCGCCGACUACCGCUCUGCCGCGCAUGACGAAAUAAAUAAUAAACAAUAAUACCACCGCCGCAGAUCACAACUCGCGUACAUUAUUGUACCAUAUAGUCAAGCGUACCGUCGUUACGUUUUUAUUAUACUCCCGACGCAGGCACCACACACGCUCCGCGUACGCAGUCCGCCGCCGUACCGCUCGCCGACCGACGUAUACCGCUCCACAGCUCUUCAGCACACGCGUUUUCCACUGACCAGUUAUCCACGCACACACAAGAUGAAGUGUUUAAGUAUCAUAAUGGUUAGCCUGUUGUUAGUUGCCAUUGCAAUGGUCAGCUCAAACGAAACUGGACUGAACGAACAAUCUUUGAACCGUUUGGCCAGAGCUGCCAAUGGCGGAAAAGAAACCAACUGUCAUUACGAAAAGUCACAGUGGUCCCCGUGUGAUGAAAAGACCAAUGUAAAGGCACGCACGUUGACACUGAAGAAAGGCGACGAAACGUGCGAGAAGACCAAGAAGAUCGAAAAGAAGUGCAAGAAAGCAUGCCGGUAUGUGAAGGGCACAUGGAGUCAAUGUAACUCGCAUAACGAGAUGAUCAGGACGGACACGCUCAAGGAUCCGUCUACUGAAAACUCAAACUGCGAGAAGACCAGACAGAUCACGAAAAAGUGCAAAAGCAAGGGACGGGGUAAUAAAGGUAACAAGCAAACACGCAACAGGCAGUAAGCACGACAAAUCACCAUGAAAACACGCAAACAAUAAGCGCGUAAACGUGUAUAACAAAACAAAAAAUAAAAUUAAAAAAAUAUCCAAUAAAUUUCCGUCUCAUCAUCUCCUCUUCUUCCUCGUCCAUCGUGUGUGUAACCGUUCAAACUUCAAGUAUAACAUUCACCCCAUCCCCGUUGUCACAUUCAACUUCAAUGAUUUUGCUUUAAUCGUAUACAAUAUAUACAUAAUAAUAAUUAAGUUUAAAUAUAAUUAUAAUGUUAUCUAUCUAUAUAUAUAUACAUUAACAUAUUAUAUUGUGAUUGUAUUAUAUAUUGAAAUGAUAAUAUUAAUAUCUAUGUACCUAUAUUAUAAUAUAUUAUAAACGAUGAACAGAGUGUUUUCGUAUCGUAGGGUUAAUUUUCUAGAUCAUAAACAUAAAAAAAUUACAUUAUAAACUUCAAAAACAAAUUUAAGAUCAAAUCAAUAUAUUAUAUUAUAUUCUCACAAUUAUUAUUAUUAUUAUUACUAUUAUUAUUUUUUAUUAUUUUUACUACUCAUAUAUAUACAUUAUAAUAGCAGUUUCGAACAAUUUUUUAAUACAUAGAUAUAUAAUAAUAAUAAUAACAUUAUUAUCUAUUUACGGUGUUUAUUUAGAAUCAUGAUAUAUUAUAUUAAAUUAUAUAAAAAUCAUGAUAAAAUACGCUUCAUUCCAAAAGUUCAAACGAUAAAAACAUUAUUAUUUUAGAGCGGUCUUCUGUUGCUGCAUCUUGAUUAUCAUUAUCAUUAUUAUUAUUUUUAUUAUUAUUAUUAUUAUUAUUAUCAUUAUACUAUUAUUAUCAUUAUUAUAUUAUUAUUAUUUUUUUUUUUUCAUUAAUAUAUAUUAUAAUAUAUUAUAUUAUAUAGAUGAUGUACGAAUAGUUUAUAUAAGUUGUUUUUAUAGGCUUGAUUUGUCUAGAGUAGGGGAUAUAUUAUAUACUCCUGACUUUGAUUCUUCUAAUUUUAGCAGCGCAUGAUUUUGUAAAACCAAUAAAAAAUUUUCAAAAAAACAA
Rhopalosiphum padi (bird cherry-oat aphid) is the source of this 1927-nucleotide messenger RNA. RefSeq lists its product as uncharacterized. Lineage: Eukaryota; Metazoa; Arthropoda; Insecta; Hemiptera; Aphididae. The transcript has 5 exons. Bases 447 to 896 code for a protein of 149 amino acids. The record is from RefSeq and is a predicted model, not a curated record. Gene Ontology annotation, cellular component: extracellular region. Gene Ontology annotation, molecular function: growth factor activity; heparin binding. Gene Ontology annotation, biological process: mesoderm morphogenesis.